GAGAGCCGCAGGAGGAGCGCUGUCAAGUGGCCCGCCUCUCCUCCCGUCCCGCAGGGAUGGGAGUGGCCCCAGUACACAAGCUGGGCCCGGUGCGGCGCACGUUCCCGGAGCGCCCCUGCGCGGAUCCUAGGCGCCUCCUCCGCGCGCCAGUGUCGCCUUGGAGCCUGGAAGAGCUAGGCUCCGACUGUCUCCGAGAGCCAGACGCGUACGCGACACAGGGACCAAACCACCUUGGGGACAAGCAGAUAAUUAGACUCCCGCCCAGCGGCUGCUGGAACAUGUGCCCGGGGACACAGUUUGACAGUUGCUAGACUAUGUUUCCACUUCUGAUCGUACUCAGCCAGCUGCCCAGACUUACCCUCGCACUUCCUCCUUGUACAAGAAGCCUAAAGGAUUCAGAACAUGCCCCAGAAGAAGUCUUUGCAUCAAAAGAAGCAGCGAGCAUCUUCAUGCACCGCCGUCUCCUGUACAAUAGGUUUGAUUUAGAACUCUUCACUCCUGGGGACCUGGAGAGAGAGUGCUAUGAGGAGUUUUGUAGUUAUGAAGAAGCCAGAGAGAUUUUGGGGGAUGACGAAAAUACGAUCACAUUUUGGCAGGAUUAUUCAGUUAAAGGGCCAACCACAGGAUCAGAUGUUAACAAAGAGAAAUUCGAUGUUAUGAGCCUUCUGACUGGGUUGAUUGUUGCUGGCGUGUUCCUGGUUGUUUUCGGCUUACUUGGCUACUAUCUAUGUAUCACCAAGUGUAACAGGCGGCCAUAUCCGAGUUCUUCAGCCAUCUACACAAGAACAGCCAGACACACGCCCUCCAUCAUUUUCAGAAGCCCUGAGGAAACUGUCUUGUCUUUGUCGCCAUCUUCAGAGGAUGCAGGGCUACCUUCCUAUGAACAGGCAGUGGCACUGACCAGAAAGCACAGCAUCUCGCCACCACCUCCCUAUCCUGGGCCUGCAAAAGGAUUUAGGGUAUUUAAAAAGUCUAUGUCACUCCCAUCUCACUAAUCCUACCUGGCCGCCUCGCUGGAAGACAUUCGUUCAUAUGGUUGAAUAAUUUAUUCUCCCUGAAGUAAAAAAGGUCUGCUUGUUCAGCUUUUUAUGACGCACGGAAAGGAAUUAAGGAAUGAUACACAGAGCAGAAUUCACCACAGCUCUGCUUUCGUCUCGGACCUGAACUGGAUUGCUAGCAUCUUGGUAAGAAACUUCAUCUCCAUUACCUUGAAGUUAAGAAGAAAGUGCCUUUUGCAGCAUAUACUACUGUACUGGUUCAAAACCCCUUGCUGUAUUUGGAUAAUGUGGUGUGAGCCUACAAACACUCAGGAGGCUUAGAGAGGUGAGAGUUCACCCUGUCUCAAAACAUAGCUUGUUAUGGUAGACUAAUUAGAAUUAGCCAAAAGGAACUGUCAAUCUUAGAUCAUGAGAUUGGGGCUUCUCUUCCCUAGGAUUUCUUUUUUGACUGAAAAUACUUCAUGCAAUUUGAUGCUUGCUGUAAAUCUGUUCUGAUUAGUGCAGAGCAUUCAUCAAAUUUGCAGGUCUUAUUUUUUCACUCACUGUCAAUCACAGUUCCAUGGAGUCAAGAGGUUUCAUUUGUUUUUGUUUUUUUAAAAAAAUAGUAUUCAUGGGCUAAGAAGAUGCCUCUCUUGGAAAGUGCUUGUCAUGCAAAUAUGAGGACCUGCGUUCAAUCCUCAAUACCUGUGUUUGAAGCAAACAAACAACAACAACAAACAAAAGGAGCAAACAAGCAAGCAAACAAACAAAUUGGAAUCCUUGGGUGCACACCUGAAAUCUCGGCACUGUAGGAGGGGACUCAGGAGAACCCCUGGGGUUGGUGGUAGCCACAGGAGCUGAAUCAAGAACCUCCAAGUUCAGUGAAAGACUCUGUCUCAAAAAUUAGGUAGAGCUAGUAAGGUGGGUGAAUGCCUUUAAUCCCAGCUCAAGAGGCAAAGAUCUCUGGGAGUGAGUUCAAGGCCAGUCUUCUACAUCGUGAGUUCCAGGACAGCUACAAAG
Molecule: messenger RNA, 1997 nt
Organism: Rattus rattus (black rat)
Lineage: Eukaryota; Metazoa; Chordata; Mammalia; Rodentia; Muridae
Gene: Prrg4
Product: proline rich and Gla domain 4
Exons: 6
Coding region: 315-995 (226 amino acids)
Cellular component (GO): extracellular region
Molecular function (GO): calcium ion binding
Source: RefSeq, a predicted model, not a curated record